This is a messenger RNA of Mucor mucedo, 609 nucleotides long. RefSeq lists its product as uncharacterized. Bases 1 to 609 code for a protein of 202 amino acids. The transcript is spliced from 3 exons. NCBI's taxonomy places the organism in Eukaryota, Fungi, Mucoromycota, Mucoromycetes, Mucorales, Mucoraceae. The record is from RefSeq and is a predicted model, not a curated record.
AUGGUCUGCCCCGGUUGUUAUAUCCCACAAAAACAAGUAAGAUUAAGAAGCCCGAGCUUUAAAAAUAUGACAAAAGGGCAGGCACAAGAAGUAUUGAGUGGUAUAAGGUUCAAGCCGUUGAACGAGGUACAAAAACAUGUCAAAUCCGACACCUGCUACCUCCACUUUUCAACGGAAGAAGAUCCGCCGCCUUGGGGUACUUCUGAUAGACGAGCUUAUUCCUGCUCGUCUAUCUUUGCUUUUUACAAGCUUUUAAAAAAUAAUUUGGACGUUUCUUCUUCAGUUAUUUUUUUUUCCAGAAUGGUUUGCGAAGGUUGUAACAAACCAAAUAAACAAUUUCGUAUGCAAGGUCUUGGAUCCAAUAAUAUGGCCAAAGGCCAAAUUAAAGAGGCGUUAGGUGCCAUUAAGUUUAAGUUGCUUAAAGAGGUUCAAAAAAGCUAUAAAUCCGACAUCUGCUACCUGCACUUCUCAACAGUUCAAGGCGCAGCAUUCUUUUAUAACGCUUAUCAUGAAAAUGGUAUUAUUUUGAACAACAUGCAUUACACCAUCUUACCCGCCCAGUUCCCUGACGGUACUGUGGUCAAUUAUUCCGCCGCAACACCUACAUAA